This is a messenger RNA of Python bivittatus (Burmese python), 5667 nucleotides long. The record is from RefSeq and is a predicted model, not a curated record. Lineage: Eukaryota; Metazoa; Chordata; Lepidosauria; Squamata; Pythonidae.
GGUUGCAAUAAAGAUAAUUGAUAAGACUCAGCUGGAUGAAGAGAACCUCAAGAAGAUUUUUCGAGAAGUUCAGAUUAUGAAGAUGCUCUGCCACCCUCAUAUCAUCAGAUUGUAUCAGGUUAUGGAGACGGAGCGAAUGAUUUAUCUGGUGACAGAGUAUGCUAGUGGAGGGGAAAUAUUUGAUCAUCUGGUGGCUCAUGGACGAAUGGCUGAAAAAGAAGCACGGAAGAAGUUUAAGCAGAUAGUAGCAGCUGUACACUUCUGUCACUGUCGCAACAUUGUCCACAGAGACCUGAAGGCUGAGAAUUUGCUUCUGGAUGCAAAUCUGAACAUCAAAAUAGCAGAUUUUGGGUUCAGUAAUAUCUUCACUCCUGGUCAGCUGCUGAAGACCUGGUGUGGAAGUCCUCCUUAUGCCGCCCCUGAGCUUUUUGAAGGGAAGGAGUAUGAUGGGCCGAAAGUGGACAUUUGGAGCCUUGGUGUGGUGCUCUACGUCCUGGUCUGCGGGGCCCUGCCUUUCGAUGGGAGCACGCUGCAGAACCUGCGGGCCAGGGUGCUGAGCGGAAAGUUCCGCAUCCCGUUCUUCAUGUCCACAGAAUGUGAACAUUUGAUCCGCCACAUGCUGGUGCUAGAGCCAAGCAAACGGCUCUCCAUGGAGCAGAUCUGCAAGCACAAGUGGAUGAAGCUUGGGGAAACAGACCCUGAAUUCAGUACAUUGAUAGCAGAAUGUCAGCAGCUGAAAGUUGAGAGGCAGAUGGAGCCACUGAAUGAAGAAGUGCUGCUGGCUAUGGCUGAGAUGGGGCUGGAUAAGGAACGCACCCUCCAGUCAUUGAGGACAGACGCCUACGAUCACUACAGUGCAAUUUACAGCCUUCUCUGUGAUCGUCAGAAGAGGCAUAAAAACCUGCGAAUUUCUGCCCUGCCCAGCCUUCCACGGACCAUGACCUUCCCAGCACCAGCCAGUGUCCAGACAGAACCUGCUGGCAACCCAGUGAGCCUCAGCGUCCCACAAGUGCAGCUCAUCAACCCAGAAAACCAGAUAGUUGAGACGGAUGGCACAAUGAACUUGGACAGCGAUGAAGGAGAAGAGCCAUCUCCCGAAGCCCUGGUCCGUUACCUCUCCAUGCGAAGACACACCGUUGGCGUGGCUGAUCCUCGCACUGAGGUGAUGGAGGAUCUCCAGAAGCUGCUCCCAGGCUUCCCACGAAUCACCCCGCAGGCACCAUUCUUGCAGGUGGCCCCAAAUGUGAACGUGGCAGCCAACAUGCUUCCCAUGCAGCACCUACAGCCAACCGGCCAGUUGGAGUACAAGGAGCAGUCUUUGCUGCAGCCGCCCACGCUGCAGCUGCUGAAUGGGAUGGGACCGCUGGGGCGCAGGGCUUCCGAUGGUGGAGCCAAUAUCCAGCUGCACGCACAGCAGCUCCUGAAGCGUCCUCGAGGCCCAUCUCCUCUUGUAACCAUGACACCAGUAAGCCCUGACCUUAUGGACGUCGCUACGUAUGUGGAUCGCAAGAUGGGGCUCAGUGUCUGUGCUUGCUUGUGUGAGGUGACAGAGAUGCCCAGUCAUGCAGUGCCUGCUGUCACCCCUGUGGACGAGGAGAGUUCAGAUGGGGAGCCAGAUCAGGAAGCUGUGCAGAGAUACUUGGCCAAUAGGUCAAAAAGGCACACCCUGGCUAUGACCAACCCCACUGCGGAAAUCCCGCCUGACUUGCAGAGGCAGCUCGGACAGCAGCCCUUCCGCUCCCGGGCCUCACACCUGGCACCCGACCAGCACCGCUAUGUCUACAAGGACUCGAACACCCUGCACCUCCCCACAGAGCGCUUCUCUCCAGUGCGCCGUUUCUCCGAUGGAGCAGCCAGCAUCCAGGCCUUCAAGGCUCAGCUGGAGAAGAUGGGUAACCACAGCAGUAUCAAGCAGCUCCAGCAGGAAUGUGAGCAGCUCCAGAAGAUGUACGGGGGGCACAUGGAUGAGAGAACUCUGGAGAAGACACAGCAGCAGCACAUCUUGUACCAGCAGGAGCAGCAUCACCAGAUCCUUCAGCAGCAGAUCCAGGAUUGCAUCCGCCCUCCACAGCCUUCUCCGCCCUUGCAGGCAGCAAGUGAAAACCAGCCCGCUCUGCUCACUCACCAGCUCCAGAGAUUACAGAUCCAGCCCUCCAGCCCACCUCCAAGCCACCCCAGCAACCAUCUCUUCAGGCAGACGGACAACAGCCCCCCGCCUGUUAGCAGUGGCGUGCUCCAGACCCACAGUGCAGCCUCCCAGACUCAGUUCCAAGCGGGGACACCGUCGCCACCGCCGCCACACAGCACCAUCUUCCAGCAGCCUGGGGACCGCUCCCCGCCCCCUAACCUGGCCUUGCCCUGCGUGGGCCUGCAGCAGCAGGGGCAGCCCGUCCCUCUCCCAAUGCAGGAGCCCGGAGACCUGGUGGGCAGCAGUCUUCUGCAGGCCGGGCGGGGCUUGCCCAUCCCCCCCAACACCAGUCCGCUACAGAUGCACCAUCGUGCCAGUUUGAUGGCUUCCCUGACCUAUGGGCACAGGCCCCUUUCUAAGCAACUCAGCGCGGACAGUGCCGAGUCCCACAGGUAUCCAUCGACCCCCGGCUACAGCCAGGCGCACCUGCACCCCCAGCUGUUCCCCGAGCCGUCCCGCGUCUCUCCGAGCAGCUUCAGCCCCACCGCGCCCGUGGGCUUUCCUCCGGCCCAAGCCCUGAAGGUCCCGCCGCUGGAGCAGUUCCCCGGCUUCCCCCAGAGCGGCCGGCAGCAGCAGCCACCACAGCCGCAGCAGCAGCAGCACUACGCCGCCUCGGCCCUGCAUCAGGCCUUGCUGUCCCCGACCCCGCCAGACUACAGCCGGCGCCAGCAGGUUCCCCCCAUCCUGCAGGGCCUGCUUUCACCCCGCCACUCGCUCGCAGGCCACCCCGACCUGCGGCUGCCCCAGGGAGAGGUGGCGCAGCUGAUCAAGCGGCGGCAGCAGCAGCAGCAGCAGCAGCAGCAGCAGCAACAGCAGCAGGAGUUCCAAGAGCUGUUCCGGCAGAUGAGCCAAGGGGAGGCAGGACAGGUGGUCCCCGGCAUGGCCCAGAAACUCUCCGACCGACCUCCCCUCUCUUUGCCUUACCAAAACACUGACCCUUACCACCCCCACCCCAGCCCCCAGCACCUCUUAAAAGUGAGGGGACAGGAGUGUAUCUCGCAGGUCCCGGUCUCGGUGCCAGCUCGCGGAUACGCCCCGCCUCCGGCCCUGCUCCACUCGGAGAGCAUGGAGGAGGAAGCGGACUGUCUGUGCGAGGGGGCCAGGGACCCUUUCCCAGGCAACAAGACCAAAGGUUGCCCCGAGACGCGGCUCCUCUUAAGCAUAGGCGGGCCUGGGGACUCGGACCCUUUGUUUGGGCCUGCAAAAGGGGAGCCAGAGCUGGGAGCGCACCUGUACCGGCCCCAGACCGUUUCCCCCUUCAGCCGGAGCGAAGCACCCUGUCAAGAUCACAUGGUCACUGCUGGCCUGGAAAGGAACUCGCCUGGGCACAUGGAGAUGGCAGAUGUGGACGGGCUCGCGGCAUAUCCGGCGAGAAUGAUUUCUGGCGCACAUCCCAGAUCCCGGCCCCUGCAGAGACACCACACCAUCCAGAACAGCGACGAUGCCUAUGUGCAACUGGACCCUUUGCUGGGCAUGAGCCUCAUGGCAGGGAAAGCACUUAGUUCUGCCCGCAUGGCUGAUGCUGUUCUUAGCCAGACCUCCCUCAUGGGCAGCCAUCCGCUCCCCGAGGGAGAGAGAAGGGAUGGUGGGGAACGUCUGGAAGGGCAGGAGCAGCCCAACUUGGGUGAUGGCAACCAGCAUCUCAAUGCCCCUUGUUACCCCUCCAUGUGUGUGACAGACGUCCUGCUGAGUUACAGGCACCCAGAGCUUCCCUUUGGGGUGGAACAAGCAGGGGUCUAGCAAGCAGAUGGCAGCCGGUUAUGUACAGCUUUGAAGCAAAAAGGUCCAUUUCAAACCGACAGUAUCUUGCAGCCUUGCGCCAAACAGCCAUCGCAUUUCUCUGGGAAGGAAACCUUACGGCGGUGGUGACUCUUCCUGCUCUUCCUCCUCUUCGUCCUCCUCCUCCUUGUUGGUCCAAGAGCGUGCUUGUUCCUUUCGGGUGUUCGUAACUGCCAUAUCUGCCUGUGACGCCAGCUGUUCUGGAAGCACCAGACCGCCCCUCCCGGGGCUGCGGGGACGGAUCGACGAGGGUGGCAGGGCCUCCCCUCGCCCUGGGCGGCUGACGGCCGGCCGAAGGAAGGAAGGAAGAGGCGCUCAUGCCAGCAAUAAGCAGACAUGGGGACAGGGCAUUUCCAGGGCCUGCCCUGCGCAGGGACCGAGGGGGGGCUUGCCGAGGGGCUGGGGUGAAGCCUCCUUCACACCUGCCCUCCUCCUGCUGCUCGCCCCCAAGACUCAGGCCCUCUCUCCUUCUCUCCCCACUCCCCUCCUGGCCGUGGUGCAAUAUCGCUUUCGCGUCUCUCUCAUUUACUGGCUUUUCUGUUUUUGAAUUUCGUCAUUGUGCUUAAACCUACUUCCCUUCCUUUCUCUUUUUGUACAUCUUUUUCAUUCAUAUCACGUGCUACCUUUUCUUUUUUAGUUUAAUUCUGAGAAUGCUUGGUUCUUGUUUUUUAACUUGUUUCCCUCCAGAUCAUGUAGGAAUUUGUUUCAGUAAAUUUUGGUAUUAUUAUUAUUAUUAUUAUUAAUAUUAAUAUUAAUAUUAUUAUUAUUAUUAAUAAAUUAAUUCAGAAUGCCUUUCUGCCCCUGGCCGUGCUGCUUGCCCCCACCCCUUCCUCUCAGUGUUGGCUCUCCUCUUGGCCCAGCGUCUUGGCUGCGGCCUUUCCUACCCUCCUGAGGAAACCUUAUUUUUGGUGACUGAUCUAAGAAUUGGGCGAAGCCUUUGUUUGGAGAGGGUCUCGAAUCAUCCUUCUGCCUUUGGGACUUUUGGAGAACCACCACCCAGAAUUCCUGUUACUGACUUUUUGGGAAGAGUUUUUUUAAAAGGGGCAGUGUGAGCAUUACUGCAGCUCCCCUGGAUUUGCACAGAAGACGCAGAAGACCAGCAGAGCAAGGUUUUGGCUGAGCUGCCUCCCCACCUUCGUGAUGAGUUAAGACGAGGUCUCCUCCUCCAGGCUGGAUCAGGACUGGAGCUUCCUGGGGCUGGGGAAGCAGGGCGGCCAGAAGGACGGGGAGGGGAUCUGAAGGCGGCCCACCAUCCCUCCGGCACCCAAAUCCACCUUUGGCCUGGCUUUGGACUCUUGCUUGUUCGUCCUUCUGUUUACGUGACCAGGGAGGUGAUGGCAGCCACCCUCCAGCCCUCUUCCAACAGGCUGGGUAGGACAUGCCUAGCUGGGCUGUUUUGCAGUAUCACAUUUUUUAAUUUUGUUUUGGUUUUUGGUUUUUGGUUUUUUUAAUUGUUGCUUUGUAUUGUAGUAAUCAGUACUUACAGUAUAUGUUGAAUGUAUAACAUACUUUGCUAUUAUUUCUGUUUUUGGGAAAUGUCCAGAGUAUUUUUCUCAUUUAUGUUGGACUAAAACAAGAGCCUCCAUACACACCAGUCCCCCAGGUUUUCAGUAAAUUCUCAGUUCAGUUUUGGGUGGGUGGGUCGUUUGCAACUAGUCACUUAGUUGUUCAAAUAAACCCUUGAUUCUGAUUGGCUCUCA